Messenger RNA from Peromyscus maniculatus bairdii (prairie deer mouse), 1747 nucleotides. It is a transcript of the gene Timcc, whose product is annotated as family with sequence similarity 136 member A. Lineage: Eukaryota; Metazoa; Chordata; Mammalia; Rodentia; Cricetidae. Gene Ontology annotation, cellular component: cytoplasm. The record is from RefSeq and is a predicted model, not a curated record.
UCGGCCGCCCUUGAGGUGAUCCGGCGCGAGGCCCGAAGGGACCGGCUCAGGAGAACCACCAGGCCGAAGUCUCUUCCGGCUGUCCAGGGCUGGUUCAGAUGCCACGACCCCUGAACACCGUGGGCGCGGCCCCGCCUCCCUUUCCUUGCUGCCGUCACGACCUUACGACCCCACCGUCGACUGUGUGGGUUGUCCCCUGGUGGGGCGUUGACUAACCAGGCCGACCUCUGAACCCAGAUACCUGGGUUUCAGAACGUGGUUUUCUUUCCGCCCAGCCUUGGGGCCUCAUGUUCCGGUGUAGCGCCAACUGCUGUGAGGACAACCAGGCAUCUAUGCAGCAGGUGCACCAAUGCAUCGAGCGCUGCCAUGCGCCUUUGGCUCAAGCUCAGGCCUUGGUGACCAGUGAGCUGGAAAGGUUCCAGGACCGCCUGGCCCGGUGCACCAUGCACUGCAAUGACAAAGCCAAAGACUCGAUGGACGCAGGAAACAAGGAGCUGCAGGUGAAGCGGCAGCUGGACAGCUGUGUGGCCAAGUGUGUGGAUGACCACAUGCACCUCAUCCCAACAAUGACCAAAAAGAUGAAGGAGUCUCUGUCAUCCAUCGGGAAAUAAAAUGGUUUGCCAGUGACCGUGGGGCUGAGGGCACGCUAUUUAAAAGGAAGAAUGGAAGUUUAGAAUGUUUAUAAGCAGUGUUUAUGAAUGAGGAAAACUCAGGACACAGCAAGUUCCAGGCAAAUGCCACUCACCCCUGGACACCAGUUCCUUUGCAUCUGGACCUUAGAAGGUGAAGUGGAAAGAAGCUGGUGCUAAAAUUUGGAUCACAGAUAGCACAGGGGAGAAUUCUAGACCUAAAUUGUCACGGGCCAGUGCUUGUUCUGUCAGGAGAGAUUGCCCUUAUACCGAGGACUCAGAUUCUCACUGCAGAGACAUCGAGCUGGCAGCUUUCUUCAGCCUGCUGGUAAAGUUUGAGAAGUGUGUCUCUUUGCCAAGCUCCUGUUUACCACACAUACCUUGCAUGUGCUCUGAAACAACACUCAGUCGGCUAGUCAUUUAGAGGGAGGAAAAGGUUUCCUUCUAGAUCUUUUCGGUUUGUCUUACAUGCAAGGGCGCAAAGUGGAUUUAAGAUGCAGGAGGGAGAGAAGUUUGAAUAGCUUCUAAAGGUUCCUUUAAGUUUUGGCCAUCAAGAUGGGAAAGUCUGUUUCUUCAAAUCCUGUCAUUCUGGAAGCCCCUGAAGAAACAGGGCAGUAUCAUACUGUGCAUGGGAAACAGCUUCCUUCUCUGACUUCUGUGGCAAGGUGACACAUCCCCAUGAAGAGCAAGGGAGUGUGAUUGUCAGUCACAUACCAGUAGCUGAGAAUAAACAGUCAAAUAGGAACUGUUGAGAAGUACUAGGUUUGGGAAAACCUGAAUUUUACAGAAUCCAAACCCAAUAUUACUCCCUCGGCCCCUUGAGCCUUUUAGAGUUAAUCCUCUAGCACAAGGAAGCCUAAGAGUAAGCAGCUUGGGCCAAGGAAAGCGGGGACCACUGUAGAGCUGGACAGGCACACCUCACCAAAUGCCGUUUCUGCCUGGGGCUUUGCAGUGCAGUGUUGCUGCCCCAACGUGGCACCUUAUCUUUGGAUAAGCACUAUGUUGUAUUUAUACCAAUUAAUUACUUGAAACAGUGAUAAUUCUUGUCAGUUUGCUGUCGAGCCUGUGAUAUAUUUUCCAAGUGGUUUUGUUUUUAAAUAAAGUUUCAUGGUCUCCAA